CGUUACCGCAACAGUCGCGGACACUUGUUACGACAGCCUCGGUGUUGAUUUCUUCUGAUGAAGACUCCGACAACGAUUCACUCCCAUCAAUUAGGACACUUGCGGCCUCAGUCGCCGCUAAGCAGCGAGCUUAUCCAAGAAACACAACCUUGCUCACAUGCCUGAGAUAGCUCAGCGUGCUAGACGUACCAGUUCACGAGGCUCAUCCACUACCAGUCAACUUGGCCAACGAACAAGAUUGAGCAGAUCAGCAUCGCCCACGACUGCGUCAUCCAACGGCAAUGUGCCAAAACAGCACCGGGAUGCCAGUCCUGACAAACCUCGUCGCGGCUCAAUCAUCAAGGCAUUCCCUGGACAUGCUGACCUCGGGGUAGCCCCUGGCAACCGGCGUGGGUCCGUUUAUGGCCCGGAGGCUGAGGUUUUCGAUCAUGAUGCUAGCUCAUUUAGCGACCCCGAUCUAGGACGUGUGAAAUCUCAGGAGACUUUACAUGCGCAAGAGACUACAGCGGGGCCCGGUGAUCUGGAUUCUGGCCGAAAAAGCUCCCUGCCAGACGAUGGACAGAGUUCUCAGUCAGUAGAAGGCUUGACCCGUGACGCAAACAGCAGUAUACCUCCUACAGCUGAUCCGACGCUGGCUAUGGAUUCUUCUGUUGUGGAUGAUAGACCCCCCGCGGAUCAAGUCAGCACUACUAGUGCCCGGACAUGGAGGCGAUUGCACAGCACUCGUACACUUUCGGGGACGCGCGCCGUUCGUCCAUUUGGAAAAAGGGCAAGCGUCAGAUCGGAAGCGGGCAGCAGUGACGAAGACGAGGCUCCGGCCCGCAAGCGUCAAAAGGCCACACGUUCCGCUCGCCUAGGACGUGGUGCGAAGCCUAAGCCUAGACCUGCGCGAGACCCUCGACUCCGCGCCUCCAAAUCGACGUCGAAACAGAGUAGCGAUAGGCCAGUCGUCUCCAAUUCACAGUCUGAGGAUGCUUUCAUAGCAAGCUACCAGGAGUGGUCGCUUCCCGAUGCGACGCUCAAGUGUGUUCGGGACAAUGGCAAGGCGACAUUUCAACUUGAGUUCUCUUGGGAAACGCCGUGUGUGGCUCAUGCGGCCCAGGAUUCAUCAAGAAGCAGCGCCCCGUUACUAUCGAGGAAAGCUCGAAAUCCGAAGACCAACACCGUGGCCCACACCUCUAGGGAGGUUACAGAGGAUAGCCCGGAGGAGUCUCAUCCUGGCAAGGCUGGUGACGUCGGUAUAUACUCCGUGAAACGAAUGCUUGCUCGAUGGAAGAGGGGCUUCUACUUUCUACAAUGGUCAGAUGACACCACCGGGUGGGAGCCAAAGAGGAACAUUCUCGACAAGGAAAUGCUUCGCGACUUUGAGAAAACGUACAAGGGAUUUGAUGAGGGGAUUGAUGUACUGAAUUCACGAACUUGGGCUGGCAAAUGCCAAUAUCUACUGCAUUGGCAUGGUCGCCCGCCGUCCGAGGAUUCGUGGGUGGCUGAGAGCCUCAUGAGCCCGGAUGCCAUCGACAGGUUCAGGGCGGGCGGGUUGGAAUAGCCACUUGUCAAAUAACAGUUUCGUCUUCAGCUCCACAUUCACGCGAAUUCCUUUGAGAUGCCAUCCACCAACCGUUCACUUGUGUUUGGUGUUUAAGUGCGAAAUCUUCUAUCGUAGAGAUCGGUGAAUGACACAGAGGGAUUGGACUCCGUUGUUCAAAGUACCUUGGGAGGUGCGGUGGGCUUGGGCUGGCCGUUUCUCUUUCUUUCACCCCUAGGUGUAUC
Molecule: messenger RNA, 1770 nt
Organism: Emericellopsis atlantica
Lineage: Eukaryota; Fungi; Ascomycota; Sordariomycetes; Hypocreales; Bionectriaceae
Exons: 2
Coding region: 158-1546 (462 amino acids)
Source: RefSeq, a predicted model, not a curated record